CUGACAGCGACAACCAUAAGCUGACUCGAAGAAAGGAAAAUCAUACGAUUUUUUUUUUGUAUUCUGUGUGUCUCGGUUCCGUGUUUAUUGUAUAAAAACCAACUAAUCAUUUUCUGUGUGAAUCAAUCGGUUAUCCGACACUUGAUAUGGAUGUGUGAACUCAAUUUAAUUAGAUAAAACGAAGUAGAAAGAAAUUUUGUGUAGAAAAUUGGUUUCAUGAAUUUGCAUUCGGAUCAGUUUUGCAUGAAAGAACAAAAAGAAAAUAAUAAUAAAAAAUUAAAGGGGUUCAACUGUGGCAUUCAACACCGAAUAAGUAUAUCUAAACACAUUUUUAUCGAUUAAUCGGCUUUGUACACGUAUGACAUUGUACUUGUGAAACACAAAGAAAUAAACACGAAACACACACAAUAUUUUUGAAUUUUGGUUUAAUUGAAACAAAAAAAAACAAACAAACAUUUUUUUUAUCGAAACGACAAAGAAAAAUCGAUUUCGUUGAAAUAAAAACCGAAACAACGAAAGGGUGUAUUAGAAUAAAAGUGCAAGACAUUUUAUUUUAAUUGAAGCGAACAAAGAGGAGAUGUACUGAUUUUUGCAAUAACAUCCACCACAACAAGUGCAUGAUUUGGCGAUAUACCGUUUACGGCAAUUUAAAAAUAAAACCUUACCAAAGACAAACUUAGUGUGUCAAUAGUUGCUUCAUUUUAAUUGUGAUUAAAAUCUUUAACCACUAGAUAACUAAAUAAACAAUCGAUAAAAUUAUCGAACUGACUGCCAACAACAAUUUAACAUAAUUUACAAGAAAAAAAAAACGAACCACUAAUAAUAAUACAAUAACUAACAAUAUAAUGCCGGCAAAUAAACGUCGUUCACGUAAUGGAAACGGAAAUUCAUCGAUUUCAUCACCAACAUCAUUAUCGACAUCAACAGCAGCUCAGGCCAAUCUAAAGUCAACAAAUUCGAUUACAAAGAUAUUCAAUAACCUCAACGGCUUUGCUAAUGGUAGCAAUUACAACGGAUACCAUCCGGUUGUUAUAAAUCAUCAAGUGAAUCACUCGAAUUCAACGAUAAUUGCAAACGGCGUUGGAACAAACGCAACAUCAGCAUUUACCGCAAAACAACAACAACAAUUGGAUCGAAACGCAUUUUUGUUGACAUUGAACAAAGAACAAUUGAAGGUCGAGUGCCGUAAACGUGGCCAAAAAACAACCGGCACCAAAACUGAACUGCUUCAAAGAGUAGGAUUUAAGAUGUCACUACAGCAGCAACAACAAAAAGCGGUCGCACAAAAUAAUAAUGGCGGCCCCUUGCAAAAAACGCCACCGAAAUCAGUAAAAACGGCCAACGGCACUACAUCGGGCAGCAAUGGAUCACAUUCAAAAAAGAAAGUCACCGAUAAAGAACGAGAGAAAGCCGAACGAGAAAGUCUCGUACUAUGGUAUCAUCCGAUUCAAACGAUUAAAUACAGUACAUUGGAAUCGGUGGAAUUGCUACGAACAUAUGGCAAAAAGACUUUAGAGAAUAAAUUAACUAUUACAAUUAUCAUUGCCACGAUAGCAGUAUUAAGUGCACUGUACCAUAUUCCGGGCAACCAUCAAGCACUCUUCACCGUUGUACGACAAAAUUUAUGGUUUGUCGUGUAUUGGGUCGGCUUGGGUGUACUGUCAUCAGUCGGUUUGGGUACCGGUUUGCAUACGUUCCUAUUGUAUUUAGGACCUCAUAUAGCCAGCGUUACAUUGGCAGCAUAUGAAUGUAAUUCAUUGAACUUUCCAUCACCACCCUAUCCAGAUGAAAUCAUUUGUCCCGAAGAAACAGCAGCGAGCUAUGUUCCAUCGUUAUGGAGUAUAAUGAGUAAGGUGCGUUUGGAAGCAUUUUUAUGGGGAGCUGGUACUGCGCUUGGUGAACUGCCGCCAUAUUUUAUGGCCAAGGCAUCACGUUUGUCUGGUUAUGAUCCAGAUGAUGCUGAGGAUCUCAAAGAAUUUGAAGAAUUGAAUAAAAAACGUGAACUGGGCGUUGAAUUAAGUUUGUUGGAACGUGCAAAGAUCUUUAUGGAAAAAGCCGUUGAAAAAGUCGGAUUCUUUGGCAUUUUAGCAUGUGCAAGUAUUCCGAAUCCAUUGUUUGAUUUGGCUGGUAUAACAUGCGGUCAUUUUUUGGUUCCAUUCUGGACAUUCUUCGGUGCAACGUUGUUGGGAAAGGCUGUGAUAAAAAUGCAUAUUCAAAAGGUGUUUGUUAUCAUUGCGUUCAGUGAAACAUUGGUGGAUAAAGCGGUCGAUGUACUGGGAUUGGUGCCAGCUUUGGGACCACGUUUACAAGAGCCAUUCAAAGCAUUCCUACAAAAUCAGAAAACACGAUUGCAUCGUUCAAGCAAAGAGCCACCAAAAGAGUCGAAAAAUUUAAUUGCCAAACUCUUUGAGUACUUUGUCGUUGCGAUGAUUGUCUACUUUGUCAUAUCAAUUGUAAAUAGUUUAGCCCAGAGCUAUCAUAAAAGAAUUCACAAAAAGAAAUCCACCAAGAAAGACUAAACGAGCAUUUUUUUGCCAAAUCAAAUUUUACUACGAUAGCAGAAUGACACAAAUUUCGACGUUUGAAUCACACGUUUUUCUACAGUUUAUUGAGAUAGAAUGAAUGAGUUUUAUUUUGCUUUAGUAUAAUAUCAAAAUCGAUGCACUCAAUUGAAAUGCAUUAUUAUUUAAACAAUUAUUAUCAGGUGAGAGUGUGUGGUCACCCUAGCGUUGCGUGAAAAUUGUACAAAAUGAAGUGCAAGACAACUUCUGAUUCGAUGUAUAAAUCUAUUCCAAAUAAGUUGCUUUUUCGAGAAAAAAAACGUUAAAAAAAGAAGAGAAACAAAAAAACAACAUAGUAGAACGAUUUGUCUUACGAUAUAGAUGUUUAAUUUAUUCGAAAUUCCAUUUGAAUGGCACCCAAUAAAAUGAAAAAAAAAAAUUAAAAAAUUAAAUUGGAUCGAUGUGCAUGUAUGCCGGUGCAAAACAUACACCGUCAAUUUAAAACUAGAUCAACCAAAACCCAAGUCAAAUCUCUUCCGUCGCCCACUACAGUACAAUACAGUACGGCGACGAAACGAGUGUUAUUGUGUUUGUAAUUUCAUAUAGCUAAAUUGUGAGGAUAGACAAUUUAUUUAAGAAAUUAGCAUAUAAGCCCAUCACUUUAAUAAAUGAAUUUAAUAAAAAGAAAACUGAACCAAUUGCAAAAGACCACAAUAGAAUCAUAUUUAUAAUAAAAUACGCUUUUCUGCCAGCAAAAAAAAAUGAACGAUGGCCAUACCUUUCGAUCAAUUUAUACACAACAAAAAUGCAAUUACUGAAACAAUAAUAUGGUCAUUACAAAUGAAUAGAGUAUAUGGUGAAUUCCGAUUGGACACAUAAAAUAACUUCUUCAACUUUCCUCUCGAUUUCAAUCCAAAUUGAUCUCUCAGGAAAGCAUGGAUCGCGGAAUAUGCCGAAUUUUGUAUUUAAGAAUUUAUGAGCGUUUGGCAAAUUCAAUAGAGUUUCUGUAUUUAUUGGGUGCGUGAAAUGUCUUUAUAAAAAUAAUCCCAUGAAUUAUUCUUCUUGUUCUUUCUUACUUAGAGUUUUCCUCAAUUUUUUCCCAUAAUUUACAUCGACAUUUCAUCUGUUCCUUGUUUUUUACAAUAUUGAAACUGGUUGUGUGGUUCACCAAGUGUUCCGAAUCAAACCAAAUAUGUCUAAACAUGAUUUGCAGGCAACAUUCAUUUAAAAAAAAAAAACAAAGAGCAACAAAAUAAUAUUUAUACACGGAAACGUAGAAUAUUUUUACGAUAGAGUUCCGCUUUUUUGUAUACAAACAGAUGAUAUCGAUGAUAGACUUACCGUAAAUAGUUACAGUUCAUUUUAAGUGUCCAUACCUGUUUAAUGUGUCAAUUUGAUGAUUUUCCGCUCUCAAAUUGAUCGAUAAAAACAAAUUUAUAGAACAUUCUAUGACAAUGCCAUUUUACAAGUUUUUUACGUAUAUUUAUGCAUGGAAUUACAACAAAAUCAAUAAACAACAACAAAUCACUUUUAGAA
Contarinia nasturtii (swede midge) is the source of this 4037-nucleotide messenger RNA. It is a transcript of the gene Tango5, whose product is annotated as vacuole membrane protein 1. The record is from RefSeq and is a predicted model, not a curated record. The transcript has 6 exons. Lineage: Eukaryota; Metazoa; Arthropoda; Insecta; Diptera; Cecidomyiidae. The coding region runs from base 846 to 2519 and encodes 557 amino acids.